Ziziphus jujuba (common jujube) is the source of this 512-nucleotide messenger RNA. RefSeq names its product S-protein homolog 19-like. Lineage: Eukaryota; Viridiplantae; Streptophyta; Magnoliopsida; Rosales; Rhamnaceae. The transcript has a single exon. Bases 16 to 426 code for a protein of 136 amino acids. The record is from RefSeq and is a predicted model, not a curated record.
AAAUAUACAAACAUAAUGGCUUCCAUAUUCACUAAAAGCACAGUCCCCCUGAUUAUUAUGGUGCUUUUUGUGUUUUACAAAUCAAACUGUGUUUUUGCAGAGAGUAUAAAGCACAAGUAUGUGAUAAUCAGAAAUGAUGUUGGUGGAGGAGUGAAUCUGACCCUCCAUUGUAAAUCAAAGGAUGAUGAUCUUGGGGUCCAAAAUAUAUCACCUGGUGGAGAAUGGGGGUUCCAUUUUAAGACCAGUGCUUGGGGAACCACACUGUUCUUCUGCUCAGUGGAAUGGCCAGGCACAUCCCAUUACUUUGAUGCAUUUGUCCAAUCUAGGGAUAUGGAUGUUUGUGACACUUGCGUUUGGAGUAUAAAGCCCGACCAACCAUGCAUUGUAUUCAGUAAUAGAAGUGUUUGUCAUCCAUGGAACAAGUGAUUUAUUUAUUAUGUACACACACAUACUUAUACAUAUAUUUUUAUAUGUAUAUGUUUUCAUUUUAAAUAAAAUAAAUUUUUUUUUUA